This is a messenger RNA of Microcebus murinus (gray mouse lemur), 6671 nucleotides long. The record is from RefSeq and is a predicted model, not a curated record. Lineage: Eukaryota; Metazoa; Chordata; Mammalia; Primates; Cheirogaleidae.
UUAAAGGUUUUAUGAUCAUCAGUUUCAUUUUGCAGAUGAGAAAAUGAGUUUGGUGAAAUAAGAUUACAUAACUACUAAGUGACCUUUGAAUUUCUGCCGGAUUUAUGGCCUCUUCACCACUCCUUUCUGUGUCCACAAACAUGAACAGUUCAAAUCAACAUUGUUUUUCGGUGUUCUUCUCUGGAAUAUAAUUCAGCCCACAUUCAGUUGAGGAUUUAGUUGGGUAAGCAGGCUUCUCAGUUCCACCCUGGUGCUGUUCCAGCCCCUUCCUGUCUCUGAAGAUACUACCAUCUCCUCUAUCUUGGGCAUCUUCUCCACACAGUCCUAACUAGAGAGGGUGGAGCCUCCUAGCAGCGAAUCACCUGGCCCUCUCAACAGUGUCCCAUUCCCAGUCCCCUGUGGUGGCCAGGAGCUGGUGCAUUCCUAUAGAGAGGCAGCUGGAGCAAUAAGGAAUUGAAGAGAAUCCUGACAAUCUACAUGUUGGGAGAGGCCUGAAGGAAGACAGACCAGCUUACUCCCAGGGCCCUGUGGGUCCCCUGAGGCCCCCAGGUGAUCUCCAGCAAGACCUGUGGUGGGAAAUUUGAGGCUCAGCGACAGAGCAGAAGAUAGAAUCUGGUCACCUUGAUUGCCAGUGCACUGCUGUUUCAUUAUUCCACCGGGCAUCAUCAGAGGGAAGACAUUUUUUCCUUAGUUGAUACUAGCGUUUGAGUUGGCUGAACCGUGUGUCCACUGACCAUUCCAAGAGCCAGCUGUCUGAGAUUCCAACAAUGUCUCACCCAUCUUGGCUGCCACCCAAAAGCACUGGCGAGCCCCUCGGCCAUGUGCCUGCACGGAUGGAGACAACCCAUUCCUUUGGGACCCCCAGCAUUUCAGUGUCCACACAGCAGCCACCCAAGAAGUUUGCACCAGUGGUUGCUCCAAAACCCAAAUACAACCCAUACAAGCAACCUGGAGGUGAGGGUGAUUUUCUUCCACCCCCACCUCCACCUCUAGAUGAUACCAGUGCCCUCCCAUCUGGCUCUGGAAACUUCCCUCCUCCACCACCCCUUGAUGAAGGUGCUUUCAAAGUGCAGCAGGGAACUCCCGGAGGCAAGACCCUGGAGGAGAGACGCUCCAGCCUGGACGCUGAGAUCGACUCCCUGACCAGCAUUUUGGCUGACCUUGAGUGCAGCUCCCCCUACAAGCCUCGGCCUCCACAGGGCUCUACUACUUCAACAGCCUCUCCUCCAGUUUCUACUCCAGUUACAGGACACAAGAGAAUGGUCAUCCCAAACCAACCUCCUCUAACAGCAACCAAAAAGUCUACAUUGAAACCGCAACCUGCACCCCAGGCUGGACCCAUACCCGUGGCUCCAAUUGGAACGCUCAAACCCCAGCCUCAGCCAGUCCCAGCCUCCUACACCACAGCAUCCACCUCUUCAAGACCCACCUUCAACGUGCAAGUGAAGUCAGCCCAGCCUAGCCCUCAUUACAUUGCACCCCCUUCAUCAGGACAAAUGUAUGGCCCGGGGCCCCAGGGCUAUAACACUCAACCAGUUCCCGUCUCUGGGCAGUAUCCCUCUCUUUCAACCCGGGGAGGCACAGAUUAUGCAUAUAUUCCACCUCCGGGACUUCAGUCUGAUCCUGGGUAUGGGUAUGCUCCCAACCAAGGACGCCAUUAUGAAGCCUAUUAUGCAGCGGGGCCUGGCUAUGGGGGCAGGAAUGACUCUGAUCCUACCUAUGGUCAACAAGGUCGCCCGAAUACCUGGAAGCAGGAACCAGGGUAUACUCCUCCUGGAGUAGGGAACCAGACCCCUGCUGCAAUGUAUCCAGCCACUGGUCCCAAGAAGACCUAUAUCACGGAUCCUCUUCCAGCCCCCUGUUCCCCACCACGGCAGCCAAAGGGUGGACACCCAGGGUCAAUGGGGCCUUCAUCUGUUCCCCCUUCAUUCCGUCCAGAAGAUGAGCUCGAGCACCUGACCAAAAAGAUGCUGUAUGACAUGGAAAAUCCACCUGCUGAUGAAUACUUUGGCCGCUGUGCUCGCUGUGGAGAAAACGUAGUUGGGGAGGGUACAGGCUGUACUGCCAUGGAUCAGGUCUUCCACGUGGAUUGUUUUACCUGCAUCAUCUGCAACAACAAGCUCCGAGGGCAGCCCUUCUAUGCUGUGGAAAAGAAAGCCUACUGUGAGCCCUGCUACAUUAAUACUCUGGAGCGAUGCAAUGUGUGUUCCAAGCCCAUCAUGGAGCGGAUUCUCCGAGCCACUGGGAAGGCCUAUCACCCUCACUGCUUCACCUGCGUGAUGUGCCACCGCAGCCUGGAUGGGAUCCCGUUCACUGUGGAUGCUGGUGGCCUCAUUCACUGCAUUGAGGACUUCCACAAGAAAUUUGCCCCCCGAUGUUCUGUGUGCAAGGAGCCUAUCAUGCCAGCCCCUGGCCAGGAGGAGACUGUCCGUAUCGUGGCCCUGGAUCGCGAUUUCCAUGUUCAAUGCUACCGGUGUGAGGAUUGUGGUGGCCUCCUGUCUGAAGGAGACAACCAAGGCUGCUACCCACUGGAUGGACACAUCCUUUGCAAGACCUGCAAUUCUGCCCGCAUCAGGGUGUUGACCGCCAAGGCGAGCACUGACCUUUAGAUUCAGUCACCUGUUUAGCUAGUUAGUGGAUGGUGCUGAGAAGAAUGAAACACAAGAAAAAGCUAAGAAAAGAAAUAGUAAAAUAGAGGAAAGGCAAUCAAAUUGUGGGAUGGUCUUGGUUCUUCAUCUGCUAUUAAUCUUUAAUUAGAAACACAAAUUAUCAGGUUGUUUUUUUUUUAAGUUCUUACCAAAUACACAUUUCACAUUUAAUCAUGUAGGACCUUGAUGGGCCUUUGUUCCCAAGGACUUCCACAUUUUUGCACAGAUUAUGCUCCAUCCCAUUCACUUCUGCAUUCCUGUAACUUUUAAUCCCUAUGUUUGUCUCACUUUUCAUCUGGUUGAAUGGCUUUUUUUAGUGUGGUAUUUGCUGUCACACAGUUUUUCCUGGGUGAGUCUGCCAGCUCACAGGUGCUUUUAGGCUUGAUGUCUCCAUCCUAUCAUUUCCACAUUGCCUGUGAUCAUAAAGGGUAGCCAUUCUUUUGCUAUGUAUUGAAACUAUAUUUUUCUAUUGCUCUAUACCACUCAUACCCCUUGGGGGAAAAGUACAUGAUUUUGUGUUAGGCUAUAAAGAAUUUAAAAGUUGUAAAUUGCAUAAGAUAAAAUAAGCCCCAAUUUAAUUUGUAACCAUCCAAAUUCACAGUCUGUAGUGACCAGUGGUCAAGGCUCAUUUGAAAAUAUUUAUUGGCCUAUGGCUAAUAAGUGGUGAAAGAGAACCAAGAUUUAAUCUUUUUUGAAGAAAUUAUAAGUGGAAUAUGCUGAAAAAAGCAUUUUGGGGUAUGUUUAAAAAGUCCAUUAUUAUGUCACAACAUUACCUUAAGAUUUUCAUCUUCCACACUAACUUGACAUCAUAAUACAAAUUUGAUUUCCUCUAGAAUAUAACAUUUCCAAUAUAGUCCCACUUUUCAUCUUAGAAAUAUUGUCAUUUUUUUCCUAAUAGUCAAUACAAGUAUCAAAAUUAACUUUUUCUCUAGAGGAAGAUAGCUAUAAAAAAGAGUUCAAAAUCUAUUCUUUUAUUUUCUUUUCCCCAGGCCCAAGUCCUUUUUGCCUGACAAUUGUACAUCAGGGCAUAUAAAAUAAAUUGUGCAGUUUUGUUUAGUUUACUUAUAAAAGAGAGGAAAGCUUAAAAAGAUUGUGAAACCACAGUUUCAUUAUUCUCAUAAUCCUUCUGCAACUCAAAUUACAUAUUGCAGGAGACAUUUUCAUAUCAUCGAUGUGACAUUUAUACCACACUUUCAAAGACAAUCACUAAAAAAAAAAUUGUCUUUCUGGAGCUAAAAAUAUGCAGAGUCUCUGCCUAGAAUCUUUAUUCAGAUUCUUUAUUAGCCAGUGAAACACUUGCUUGCCAACUGUAGAACCAUACUUAUUAAGUUCUAACAUGUUGCAUUUAAGGAGAGACACCUAGCUUAGUAGUGGCAAGUUGCCAUUUUAUAAACUAAUUAAGUAUUUUGGAUUGAGAUUUUUUUAAACCUUUCUUCAAAUCUUCUACAAACAUAUACUUUUAAAUUAUGGAGUAUUUUAAAUAUACAAAAAAUUAUAAAUAAUAUAAUGAAUCCCUGUAUACCUAGCAGUCAUUUUAAGAAAUCAGAUAUAACAAAUGUAAUUCCAUCAUCCUGUGUACCUUUCCCUUAUUCCAUGAAUAUCUUUUUCUUGAUUAUGAAGUAAUAGUUUCCUAGUCUGAUUUUUUUAAAUUUUAACAUCCCAAACAAAAAAUGAAAAAUUAUUGGUAUAUGUUUUAAAUCAUAACCUAUACCUCAGGAAUUCCAAUUAAAUUUAUUUUACUUGAAUAGGGAUAAUCAUAAAAGUGAUUCUUUUUUUUUUAAAAAGAAAUUCUUAUGCCUAUGGUCACUACAGCUCAUGUAAAUUAAUCUGUAGAUCAUUUGCUUUUGUCACUAGUUUUAUGUUAGAACCACCAACCUUAUAGAUUAUAAGAGCCUCUUUUGACCACUGUCUUUUUCUUACCUUGCUUCUCUUACCUUUGAUCUUAUAUUUCUCAUAAUGUGAAACAUAAUUACAUUCACUUAGGGUCAGCAUGUGAGUUUUAGGAUACAAUAGCAACUGUGUCUCUGAAUUCCAGUCUUCCAACUUAAAGGCCACAUCAUGCUGAUGACCUCAAAAACACUGACUAUUACACAAUAGAGGUGAUAAUAUAAUCUGAAUUGAUUCAGUAACAUGUUUUCUAUGAAAUGCUUGGAGAAAAUUCUCUUUAAUCCAAAGCAAAGAGUCCAAUUUAUUGAGGGAUAGAUUUUUAUCUCAUAAAGUGAUCAUAUUAUUAUAAAUUUUGCCAAAAGAAGAAUUUAUGAAAUAUUUAUACUAUAAAAAUACAAUAGCAUUCUACUUGCUUGUUACAUUUAAUUCCUCAUGUAACUGAAUGUUUACAUGCCAAAAGAAAAAAUUAUAAGAAAAUGCUGUCACAAACCCAUCACUGUGGCAUUGCCAGCAGAAUACUGCUUGCUUCCAGUCUUUAUAGUGCAUUCUUAUCACAUAACCUCAGAGUAUCUUUACCAAAGAUUUUUAAAGUGAAUCUCUUUUUAAUAUAGACUUAUACAUUUAUAAUAAUGAAUGUGCACACAUACAUAUGCAGAAAUAUUUAGAUUUAGAUUUUUUCCUUUCAUAAGAUAUAAUAAAGGAUCCUACCAUAUUUUAUUCCAAGAUUUCUUGAAUAUAUGAUUUAUAUUGCUUUCUUGUCUUUUCUAUUAAUCAUUUGAUCUAAACAAUGCCAAGUCACUCUUUACUGUUUUAGUUACAUGAAAUUUUGCCUGUAACAGAGAUAUAAAGAUCAUAUCACCUUCAUGAUUAUAAUCAUACUGUCUUUUGAUAUAUUGUACUAUCAUUUAAAUACACAAGUAAUAGAAAAACCUCAUAAAGUUUAUAACAAAGUUUGUAAAAAACAUACUGGUUUUAAAAAAUUGUCAAGAAUAUAAAUAUUUGGUAUUCUGUGUAACAAGACAUGGAAAAGGAAGAAAACCCACUAGGUCAUGGGCUCUGCAGACCAUUUCAAAAUAAGAUUUAUUAAUUGUUGGGGUCCUCAGAUCAUGCCGAUUGAACGUGGAGUCUCAUUGGCAAACAAAAUUGCCUUUAAAACUCAAAAAUAAGUCAUGUGUCCCAACACAAGACAUUAGGUUGUGAGAUGCUGACAUAUCUGCAGCUCAUAGUUGUGGGUUCUUUUUCUUGCCAUUGUUGUUUCUGUAGGCGUAACUUCUCUGAUCAAAAUGACUUUAUUGGAUGUAUGCUGAUUAAUGAGGUGGACUUAUCAACACCAUCAUUGUUUUCUGUGAAAGAUUCUGCAAAGAUGUUUAUGGUGAGGUUUAAAGGAUAUAAAACUCUAACUACAGUUAAACAACUCUUUUAUAUUUGGGUCCAGAGGAAGAAAGAGAGUGCUUUUUCCAUGGGGCUUUAGUAGAGUUCACAGAAUAUAACAGGACUCUAAAAACACAACUUCCAAACAUUUUCCUAGUUAGUACAAAUCCUAUUAAUGUGAACCAGCCGGGAAUAACAGUGUUAUUUCUAUUUGAUAUGGUUUGGGCUUCUCUUGUCAAAUCUUUGUCAGCUGUCCCCUGAUCCCUCCAUUAUCGUGUUUUGAAGGGUGUUGGGGAAAUUAUGGCAGCUGCUAGGGAGAUCAGGGAAACACUGAUAUAACCUCACAGCCCCUCGCCAUUCCUCUUGGCUUGAAAAGGCCUUAUUUUUUCAUAUACAUUUCUAGAAAUAUUGCUAUUCUACCUUAGUAUUUCACAUUUGUAGUUUAAACAAGCGAUUGUCCAUCUGUUGCCUAGAGCUAUAGUACAUGUGUGUUAUGAAUGAAAUAUGACAGCAUGUUCCAUACCCCUGCUUUAGCCAUCUGUAGGAAACCAGCAAACUGAAAAAGAUAUACCUCUACAAAAUGUGCCUCAAGUCCAUUUCUUGGGAUCACUCAUUUGAUGCACGCUCAUGGCAGACAACCAGAGAGCAGCAUAUAUUUGUGCCUUAUUUUCAAAGAAUCUAUUUAUACUUCUAUGAAUAUUUUACUGAAGAGUCAAUAAUAUAAAUAAUAACCCCCAAAUCUCAAAGAUAUUCUCAUCAAGAAGU